Panicum virgatum (switchgrass) is the source of this 1224-nucleotide messenger RNA. RefSeq lists its product as uncharacterized. Bases 1 to 1224 code for a protein of 407 amino acids. NCBI's taxonomy places the organism in Eukaryota, Viridiplantae, Streptophyta, Magnoliopsida, Poales, Poaceae. The transcript has a single exon. The record is from RefSeq and is a predicted model, not a curated record.
AUGGCCGGGUCACCUCCCCUCUCCCCCAAGGCCGCCGCCGCUGCUAUGGAGGCCGCUGAGGCCGCGCGCAAGGAGCGCCAAGCCGCCCGCGAUGCUGCUCCUGCCCAGGCUGCCAAGGCCGAGCAGGAGGCGGCCGCCGCCGACAAGGAGAUCGACGCCCUCGCUGCUCGCAAGCGCGAGGCCCUCCAGCGCGACGUUGCAGCACGCAAGGCCGCCGUCGCUGCCCUCGACGACGCCCAGGGCGGCGACGAUCACUCCAGCGAUGGCAGCGAUCUUCACAGCGCCAUGCUUCAACAUGAAGCCGCCGCCAUGAUCAAUCUGCACGCCCAGGCCGUGGGUGUCCAGAACAUCCGCAGCCUCGUCCACUCCGUCCUCGACAUCGCCACCGGUAACUACAACCGCUGGCGGGAUGAGUUCCUCGUCGUCGUCGGGAAGUACUCCCUCGAGGACCACGUCCUCAACGACACUCCGGCAUCGAACUUCCCCGACUGGGUACGCAUGGACUGCGUCGUCAAGUCGUGGAUUGCAGGCACCAUCUCCACCGAUCUUGCUGAGACGGUGAUGGAGCGCACCUCUACAGCCCACGACGUCUGGCUGGCCCUGGAAACCCAAUUCUUGGGGAACCGGGAGACUCACACGCUCCACCUCGACCUGCAGUUCCGGAACUUCGUCCAGAGCGAUCUCUCCAUCGUUGACUACUACGGCUGUUUCAAGACCAUGGCGGACAGCCUCGCUGCCCUUGGUGAGCCCAUCACCGAUCGCACAUUGGUUCUCAACGUCAUCCGUGGGCUCAACGACCGGUACAACGACAUCGGCCGCCAUCUCCGCCACGGCCGCCCGUUCCCGCAGUUCAAGGACGUCGUCUCCGAGCUCACCUUGGAGGAGCUGACCAUGGCGCACAAGCUGGGGGCGUCCCCUACUGCCCUUGUUGUGGCCACGUCGAAGCCCUCCAGCACUGCCCCUCCUAAGGGCGGCGGCCGGCCCUCCGACCAGUGCUCGGGUGGCUCCAGCUCCGGGGGCGCAUCGUCCAAGUCCAAGCCGCGGUGGAACAAGCAGCGCAGCAAGUCCGGCGGCGCUCCGGGCAGCACUCCUUCCUCCUCCGGCGGCUCUGGGACCUCCAAGGGGGCUGGCUCGGGCGCCUCCACUGUGCUGUGGCUAUCGCUCCACAACCCUACAUAUGGAGACAAACCUGCUGCACAGCAUAGGCGAUGUCGGGUCUGGUGA